Eucalyptus grandis is the source of this 645-nucleotide messenger RNA. Its product is annotated as vegetative cell wall protein gp1-like. The coding region runs from base 1 to 645 and encodes 214 amino acids. The transcript has 2 exons. The record is from RefSeq and is a predicted model, not a curated record. Lineage: Eukaryota; Viridiplantae; Streptophyta; Magnoliopsida; Myrtales; Myrtaceae.
AUGAAGCGCAAGUUCGUGAAGGGGAUUAUAGGCAGCAAGCCUGCCCUCCGCCUACUGCCCGAGCCGCCGGCCGCCACUGCUCCUACGCCCCCUGCGCCGCCCGCGUCCGGUCGCCAGCCAUCGCCUCCCCCGCCUCGCCUGGAGCCCGCGCCGGCCCGCGACCCGCCUGCUCGUAACUCCGUCUCCCUCGUCGCGGCCCACCAUCUCCGCGCAUCGACCGAGCGCCGACCCCCUGCACGCCAGUCCGAGUCACUCCCCUCCGAGCGACGCUGCUGCAGCCCGACGCCAGAAGCAGCACCCCCCUCCGUCGCGCCUCCGUUCCUGUUCUGUCGUGCUUCCGCCGCUACCGCACCCCUGUUGCAGCAACCGCCGAGACGCUUGCAGCCCGGAGCACCAGCAGCACCUUUGCCUGAGCACCAGCACUCGAGCCUCCGCCGUGCCGACGCCAGUAGCUUGCUCCCCGCCUCCGCUGGUCACCGCUUCCGCGCGCUUGCCCUGUCGCGUCUCCGCCCCUGCUUCGCCGCGCCCCCGAAGCCCACGACCUGCAGCAUCCCGCGAGCACCGCCUCCGCCUUGCUGCCGCGCCUCCCUCUGCCCGACGCCGCUGCUCGCCGUCGCAGCAGCACCUUCGCUCGAGCCCGCCUAG